ACACUGCCUAUCUCUAUAUUAGUCUGUACUCAAACUUUGUGCAGUCGGGGUGAGGGUAAGGUUACAGUAUGGUACUUGAUGUACUUUCACACCGACUGUUCAGGUGCAGUGGACCCUCUCUGGCCUCGGACGUCAUUUCCUUUUGAGUGUGUCUGCGGGGCUGCUGUACUGUCUGCCUGGGACGGAGGGCUUCCACGCGAAGCAGCAGCAGGCGACUAUCCACAUUAAACCUAUGAAGAGGCGCUUUUAUAUGCCCAGGAUUUGACAUUUAUUUCUAGUCGUAUUCAGCAUAUUUAUCCAUCUAGUAGGAGCUCAGAGGACUUUAUUCUCUCUCGCUGGUUCGCCCGUGCUUCAGUCAACCACUGCAGCAGCAGCAACAAACCGAGCACGCCGCCGCCGCUGUUGUUGUGAGAGGAGAAAACAAGCUCAGCGAGCAGUCCGCUAAAGCUGUGUGAUCAUUGACAGAGUUCAGUACACACACGCUUCAAGUGAUAACUGGUGGGGUCUUUGUGACGGCGCACCUCUGAGCCUCUUCAAGGACUUAUAGCUGCAGGAUAUUUUUUUUAGUCGCUGAAGCCGAGGCAUUAUAUUGUACAUGUAUUUUAUCUGAGCCACUGUAAGGCACUUGACCAGUAGAAGCAGUUUGCACGAUUUCCACCAGCUUGUUUGCAGCCCCCUCCCCAACCCAGACAGUCCUCUGCCCCAGCAUGAAUGAAGUCAGUGUUGUGAGAGAAGGAUGGCUCCACAAGAGAGGUGAAUACAUCAAAACAUGGAGGCCUCGUUACUUCAUCUUAAAGAGCGACGGCUCCUUUAUCGGCUACAAAGAGAAACCCGAGGUGUCCAGUGAUCACAGCCUCCCGCCACUCAACAACUUCUCCGUCGCAGAAUGCCAGUUGAUGAAGACUGAGCGCCCCAGGCCCAACACAUUCGUCAUUCGUUGCCUGCAGUGGACCUCGGUUAUCGAGCGCACCUUCCACGUAGACAGUAAUGAUGAGAGGGAGGAAUGGAUGCGAUCGAUCCAGGCUGUGGCGAAUAGCCUGAAGAGUCAGCAUCAGGAUGAGGAGCCCAUGGAGAUCAAAUUUGGCUCACCGAGUGACAGCAGCGGCACAGAGGAGAUGGAGAUUGCUGUGUCCAAAUCCCGCACAAAAGUGACCAUGAGUGAUUUUGACUACCUGAAGCUGCUGGGCAAAGGGACAUUUGGUAAAGUGAUCCUGGUGAAAGAGAAGGCCACAGGGAUGUACUAUGCCAUGAAAAUCCUCCGCAAAGAAGUCAUCAUUGCUAAAGAUGAGGUGGCACACACAGUUACAGAGAGCAGAGUUCUCCAAAAUACGCGGCAUCCCUUUCUAACGACACUAAAAUACGCAUUUCAAACACAUGACCGGCUAUGCUUUGUGAUGGAGUAUGCAAAUGGUGGAGAACUCUUCUUUCAUUUAUCCCGGGACCGAGUGUUCACAGAAGAAAGGGCGCGAUUCUACGGUGCAGAAAUAGUGUCAGCACUGGAGUACCUACACUCACGCAAUGUAGUUUACAGGGAUUUAAAGCUGGAAAACCUCAUGUUAGACAAAGAUGGCCAUAUAAAGAUAACAGACUUUGGGUUGUGUAAAGAAGGGAUCACAGACGGCGCCACCAUGAAAACCUUCUGUGGGACUCCAGAGUACCUGGCACCUGAGGUACUAGAAGACAAUGACUACGGACGAGCGGUGGACUGGUGGGGCCUGGGCGUGGUCAUGUACGAGAUGAUGUGCGGACGGUUGCCAUUCUACAACCAGGACCACGAGCGUCUCUUUGAGCUCAUCCUCAUGGAGGAGAUCCGCUUCCCCAAGAACCUGGCUCCUGAGGCCAAGGCCCUGCUGGCCGGCCUGCUCAAAAAGGAUCCCAAACAAAGGCUCGGAGGCGGACCAGACGAUGCCAAAGAAGUAAUGAGCCACAAGUUCUUCACCUCCAUCAACUGGCAGGAUGUCAUUGAAAAAAAGCUUAUUCCACCCUUCAAGCCCCAGGUAACAUCAGAGACAGACACGCGUUACUUCGAUGAUGAGUUCACAGCACAAACCAUUACUAUAACUCCUCCAGACAAGUAUGACAGUUUAGACCCAGAGGAUUCGGAUCAGCGAACGCACUUCCCUCAGUUCUCAUACUCAGCCAGCGUACGGGAAUGAUCAUUCAAGACUUUUGAACAAGCAGGCAGGCUAACACACGAUCCCUAUCCCACAUACACACUUGCACUGCUGGGGAAUUUCGAAUGACACAAACGGAAAACUGGCACAAGACACACAUUUUUCAUUUUGGUCUUGAACUCACUCACACACACAUACACACACACAGACACGCACGCGCACACACACACACACACACACCCACCCACACACACACACACACACACAUACAUAUACAUAUACUGGCAAAUCAGACAAGCCAUGGAUCAUAGAGUAUGAAACGAACACACAGGCCGCAAAUGACUGACCUCAGCAGGUUUGUGUGGACAGACUGGCAGCUUUGUCUCUGUACGUCCUCUCGGGUUCGCUUCAGGCUUCCCUGCAGGACCUCUGCUGCACUACACUGGGCACCACAUCAAAGCCUUGACACUUUGAAAACCAGGUUAUGCCAGCAAGUACCACCUCUUUACCAGCUGUACCCAUGCUACACACACAGUUGCAUACAAAACCCACCCGUGCAUAGACUGCAUAUAUAUAAAAACUUACUUGAUAGAAUUAAAAAAAAAAAAAAAGUAUAAUCACAAUUAGGAAAUGGAAAAGAUUUGUGUUGGGGGGCGGGCAAAUUUUUAUUUCAUCGAUUGUUACGGUUUUAAAUGUAAAGCCAUAUUUCUGCAUUUUUUUUCUGUUUUUUUGUUGUUGUUGUUUUCCAUUUUCUUUUUUUUUUAACAAGUGCUCUUUCUGGAAUUUGCUGUUACAAAUCAAGUGUGGGACCGCUCCUACAGUUGGGGGGGAAAUGGGGAGGAGGGUUGCCAUUUCUGUGUUUGCACUGCGUGUGUGUGUGUGUGUGUGUGUGUGUGUGUGUGUGUGUGUGUGUGUGUGUGUGUGUGUGUGUGUGUGUGUGUGUGUGUGUGUGUGUGUGUGUGUACGCGAAUGGACGAGUGGAUGUUUUGAAUGUAUGCAAGAGUGAAUAUGAGUGCAAGAGAAUGUAUGAACAACCUUCUUUUUUUUUUUUUAAUUCUCAACCAUCCAUUUGUGUCUGUUUUUGAUGCAUGUUUUUAAGAACUCUGAACUAUUGCUGGAAUAUCGACAAGAGAGGACACUACACGGCACACUCAAUGGCCUUCUUUAAAGGGAACAAGCAUGUAAUUUAUGGUGAGCUGCUCAGUGCUAAAUUGACUCAGUCAGGAUUAGAAACUGGGAUGUCUUGCAUGGCUUACCUUUGCUUUAAAACGCUGCAUUAAUUGAACUCAAAGUGAUGCAGCGAGUCCAAGUUGCUGUGUCCUGCAUCAUACACAGUAAAGUGUUUCUGACUGACAGACCAACAAACUUUUUCAUUAAGGCCAGUUGCCCAGCGUGUUAAAGACAGUAAGAAUGGAAGGAAGGGGGAGAAUAGAGACUAUACACUUGACCACAGCCUUUUUCUCCAGCCCGUUUACAGAGACCACUGUAGACAAACGUAGCCAUUCGCUGUCCUCAAUCCAGUAAUUGUCACUCCCUAGCUAAAGGGUUAGGCACCAAUAUUUUGUUUGUUUUUUUCUAUUCGUAAUAUCAGUGUAAGUUUUUAAAAUAUUUUUUAAAAUAAGCUUUUGAAUGUUCCCAUAUGAGAAAAAAAGAAGUUAAAUCGUUGUUAUUAUGAGGCCAAAAAAUUGACUGACUUGGUUGACGUUUAACACUUCAAAUGAUUCCACAUUUGCUGUUUUAGAGUAAUUGGUUUGUUUUUUGUUUUGUUUGUUUUUAUGAGGCUGUGCACUUAAAUCUAUGUAGUUGUAUACCUGCAGGUUUACAAUCCAACUAAACAACACGUGAGCUGGUCGACCAACCUUCAACAGAAAAGAAGGAACUAAUCAAUAUCGGCUGAUGUAUUGUUUAGUUGAAAUUUAAAAAAAAACCCUGCAUACUUUGAGUCCGACGCUCUGGACAGCAUAUUAAAAAGUGCUCAUAUUGACGCAGGCCUAUUAUAUUCCACAUUGCUGGAAGAGAUGUUGGUUGCUCUUUGAGCUUCACUAAAGGAACAUCAAAACCUUUUUGGUUGUCAUUGUUUUGUUUUUGUUUGUUGAUUUUUUUCCUCCUCUUUUUGUCCAUCUAUUUCUCAAAAUUUGGAAGACAUAUUGUCUUGUUAAGUAUACAUUAUAUAAAAUAUAUAUAUUAAAAGUUUUUAAACUG
Messenger RNA from Scomber scombrus (Atlantic mackerel), 4316 nucleotides. It is a transcript of the gene akt2, whose product is annotated as v-akt murine thymoma viral oncogene homolog 2. The record is from RefSeq and is a predicted model, not a curated record. Gene Ontology annotation, biological process: protein phosphorylation. The coding region runs from base 708 to 2156 and encodes 482 amino acids. Lineage: Eukaryota; Metazoa; Chordata; Actinopteri; Scombriformes; Scombridae. Gene Ontology annotation, molecular function: protein serine/threonine kinase activity; ATP binding. The transcript is spliced from 14 exons.